AUGUCAUGUUGUCGUUCUGACAAAGAUCUCAACGCGAGUUUAUACAAAGACAAAGCCAGAGAGAAUUUUGAAAAAAAGUGGAAAUUGAUCCUACGAGACACAGCGAAGCUAUCGGAUUUCGAAAUAAUACGUACAAUAGGCGUAGGCGCGUUUGGCCGCGUGCUAUGCGUAAAGAACCUGAAAAACCAGAAGUACUACGCUUUGAAAGCUUUAAAGAAAGAAAAAAUCGUCAGACUGGAACAGGUGCAGAGAGUACAUUACGAAAAACGCAUCCUACAGUCGGUGGUCAGUCCGUUCUUGGUGGAUUUACGAUUCGUGUUCAAAACAAACUCGUACCUGUUUCUGGUAAUGCCGAUGAUCAGAGGAGGAGAAAUAUACAGCUAUUUGAAAACCCUACGACAUUUCAGCGAACACCAGACGCGAUUCUAUUCGGCCCAAAUCAUCUUGGCUUUUCAAUAUUUGCACAGUUUGAACGUCGUGUAUCGAGACCUAAAACCGGAAAACGUUCUACUCGAGUGCGACGGUUAUAUCAAAAUAAUCGAUUACGGAUUCGCCAAACGUCUGGAAGGCGAUAAAACCACGUCUUUUGUAGGCACUCCCGAAUACAUGGCACCAGAAAUGCUCAUAAAGACCAGACGAGCCGAAGGAUACUCGUGCAGCGUCGAUUGGUGGACGCUGGGCAUAUUCGUUUACGAAUGUAUUACCGGAGAACCGCCAUUCGCCGGAGCCAGUUUGCUUCAAUUGUUCGAUUCCAUAGUCAAGAAACGAUACAGACCAUCGGCCGAAAUCGGCCCCAAUGUUAUCGAUUUGAUUGAUAAUCUGCUACAGGUUGAUGUCGCCGAAAGACUGGGAUGUAAGGGUAAGGGCAGCGAGGAGCUGAAAAAACACGUUUUUUUCGCCGGCCUUAACUGGCACGCGCUGUACGAGAAGAAAAUUACACCGGAAUUCGUGCCUCCUUGUCAGGGUGACGAUUUUACGAAAAAUUUCGAACGAUUCGAGGAGCUUCCGUUUCAUGAAACCGAAGUCGAAGAAUUUGUCGACGAGUUUAAAGAAUUUUAAAUAUAAUGUGUUUCGUUUUGCUGUUGUAUCGCG
Molecule: messenger RNA, 1092 nt
Organism: Planococcus citri (citrus mealybug)
Lineage: Eukaryota; Metazoa; Arthropoda; Insecta; Hemiptera; Pseudococcidae
Product: cAMP-dependent protein kinase catalytic subunit gamma-like
Exons: 1
Coding region: 1-1059 (352 amino acids)
Biological process (GO): protein phosphorylation
Cellular component (GO): nucleus
Molecular function (GO): ATP binding; protein serine/threonine kinase activity
Source: RefSeq, a predicted model, not a curated record